This is a messenger RNA of Conger conger (European conger), 886 nucleotides long. RefSeq names its product ring finger protein 5 (gene rnf5). Bases 80 to 709 code for a protein of 209 amino acids. Gene Ontology annotation, molecular function: ubiquitin protein ligase activity; ubiquitin-like protein conjugating enzyme binding; metal ion binding. Lineage: Eukaryota; Metazoa; Chordata; Actinopteri; Anguilliformes; Congridae. Gene Ontology annotation, biological process: ubiquitin-dependent protein catabolic process. Gene Ontology annotation, cellular component: endoplasmic reticulum. The record is from RefSeq and is a predicted model, not a curated record. The transcript has 6 exons.
AGGACAGGUAGAGAAUCGCUUUAGUCAGAGGGGCGGUCACCGUCUAGCUGUGAGUUUUCACUUUUUUCCGUAAACAAACAUGGCGGCCGCGGAUCCCCGAUCCUCGAGUGACGGCGACCCUGCCAGCAGAGGUGGCUUCCCGGCUGGCGAGAACAGAAACGACCGGGGCGGUGCCGGAGGUAGUGGCGGCGAGAGGGAACGGGAACACGAUCGGGCUACGUUUGAGUGUAACAUAUGCCUGGACACAGCCAGGGACGCUGUCAUCAGUUUGUGCGGACACCUGUUCUGUUGGCCCUGUCUCCAUCAAUGGUUGGAGACCCGGCCCACCAGGCAGCAGUGUCCGGUAUGUAAAGCAGGAAUCAGCAGAGAGAAAGUCAUUCCUCUGUAUGGUCGAGGGAGCUCCAGCCAAGAGGACCCCAGGUUAAAGACUCCGCCCCGACCUCAAGGACAAAGGACAGAACCUGAGGGCAGAGGGACUUUCCAGGGGUUCGGGGACACCGGGUUUCACAUGUCCUUCGGGAUCGGCGCUUUUCCGUUCGGCUUCUUCACCACAGUCUUCAACACCAAUGACCCCUUCCACAGGGCAGCAGAUCCUAACUACGCUGCUGAUCACCAGGGUAACGGUAACCCCAACAACGGCAACAACUGGCAGGACUCCCUCUUCCUGUUUGUGGCCAUCUUUUUCUUCUUCUGGUUGUUGAGCGUGUGAGAGAGAGGCGGGUGUGGUGGGGGAUGACGCACGCACACGCACACGCACACGCACACGCACACGCACACGCACACACACACUGUGACUGAACAACUGACCUGGAGGCACCAUCGCAGAUUACGGUACAGAAACACGGGGGGAGGUGGGGACUUGCAGUCAUAUUGGGGUGGGGAUCAG